Engraulis encrasicolus (European anchovy) is the source of this 2970-nucleotide messenger RNA. RefSeq names its product GTPase IMAP family member 8-like. Gene Ontology annotation, molecular function: ATP binding; GTP binding; protein kinase activity. The coding region runs from base 1 to 2970 and encodes 989 amino acids. Lineage: Eukaryota; Metazoa; Chordata; Actinopteri; Clupeiformes; Engraulidae. The record is from RefSeq and is a predicted model, not a curated record. The transcript is spliced from 7 exons. Gene Ontology annotation, biological process: protein phosphorylation.
AUGGAUGGACCCCUGAAUAAGAUGAGGGAGGAAGUACAACCAAAAAAGAGGAAGAUGGAGGGGACUAAACCCAGAGAGACUUCCAGAUUAUCAGCAGGUCGUGUUGCACACAUCUCAGACAUGAGGAUUUUACUUCUGGGAUACAGAAAUGCCGGGAGGAGUUCAUCAGGAAACACCAUCCUGGGCAAAAAGGACUUUGAUACUUCAGGAAGAACAGCUGAGUGUGUGAAGAGAGAAGGAGAAACAGCAGGCAGACACAUCACUGUAGUGGAGGCACCUGGAUGGUGUGAGGACUACACCAUAGACUACACUACUGAACGUGAUAAACAAGAGAUUGUCCUCAGUGCGACUCUGUGUCAACCAGGACCACAUGCCAUACUCCUGGUCAUUAGGGUGGAUACACCAUUCAAUGAGACACACAGAAAAUCAGUGCAGGAACACCUGGAGCUUUUGGGUGAUAGAAUCUGGAAUCACACUAUAGUGCUGUUUUCCAGCGGGGACUGGCUGGGAGACACAAACACUGAGCAGCAUAUUGAGAGUGGAGGAGAGGCCCUGCAGUGGAUUACUGAGAAAUGUGAGAAAAGGCACCAUGUUUUGGAUAAUAGGAAGAGUGGAGGUGACCAGGUGACAGAGCUGCUUGAGAAGAUAGAAGAGAUGGUGGCAGAAAAAAGGGGCCAUCACUGUAUUGUUGAUGCAUGUAAGAUAAAGAAGAGGUUUGAGAAAAAGAAAGAGGAAGAAAGAAGAGCAGAGGAGAGGAAGAUGAAGGUUAAGAAACAGAGCGAGACCGUUCGAUCAUCUGCAGGUGGUGUUGCACACAUCUCAGACAUGAGGAUUGUACUUCUGGGAUACAGAGAUGCUGGGAAGAGUUCAUCAGGAAACACCAUCCUGGGCAAAGAGGAGUUUGAUACUUCAGGAAGAACAGCUGAGAGUGUGAAGAGAGAAGGAGAGACAGCUGACAGACACAUCACUGUAGUGGAGGCACCUGGAUGGUGGCAGAAUUACACUUUAGUGAACACUCCUGAACGUGAUAAACGAGAAGUUGUUCUCAGCGUUUCUCUUUGUCAUCCAGGGCCCCAUGCUCUAGUCCUAAUUAUUAGAGUGGAUGUGUCUUUCACAGAGUCAUUCAGAAAAGCAGUGCAGGAACACUUAGAGCAUCUAGGUGAGAGAGUCUGGAGUCACACUAUAGUGAUGUUCACUAGAGGAGAUCAUUUGGGGAAUACAAGCAUUGAGCAGCACAUUGAGAGUGAAGGAGAGGCUCUGCAGUGGGUGGUAGACAAAUGUGCGAACAGGUACCAUGUCAUAGACAAUAAGAAGAGUGAUGGAGGUCAGGUGACGGAGCUGCUGGAGAAGAUAGAAGAGAUGGUGGCAGGAAACAUUGGUGAUCAUUUUUACAUUGAUGAAAAUGAAUUGAAUAAACUUUUGGAGAAAAAGAAUGAAGAAGAAAUAAGAGCAAUGGAGAAGAAGAUGAAGGCGCAGAAACAAAGAGAAAUGUUGAGAUCAUCAUCAGGUGGUGUUGCCCCGAUCUCAGACACGAGGAUGAUAUUGCUUGGAAACAGAAAUGCUGGGAAAAGUUCGUCUGGAAACACCAUUCUGGGCAGAAAGGAGUUUUAUACUUCAGAAAGAACAGCUGAGUGUCUGAAGAGAGAAGGGGAAACAGCAGGCAGAUGGAUCACUGUAGUGGAGGCACCAGGAUGGUGGAAGAAUUACCCUGCAGCAAUAUCUCCUGAACAUGAUAAACGAGAGAUUGUCCUCAGUGUUUCUCUCUGUCCUCCUACACCACAUGCCAUACUCCUGGUCAUUAGAGUGGAUACACCAUUCAAUGAGACACACAGAAGAUCAGUGCAGGAACACAUGGAGCUUCUGGGAACAAGAGUCUGGAAUCACACUAUAUUGCUGUUCACCUGUGGGGACUGGCUGGGAGACACAAGUAUUGAGCAGCACAUUGAGAGUGGAGGAGAAGCUCUGCAGUGGGUUACAAAGAUAUGUAACAACAGGUACCAUGUUUUAGACAAUAAAAAGCGUGAUGGUGGCCAGGUGACCGAGCUGCUAGAGAAGAUAGAAGAGAUGAUGGCAGGACGCAACGGCCAUCUCUAUCACAUAGCUCCAGUUCAUACAAAGAAGCAGUUGGAGAAAAAGAAUGAAGAGAACAGAAGAGCAGAGGAAAGGAAGAUGGAGUUGCAGAAACAGAGAGAAACUCUCAGAUCAUCAACAGGACCCCAUGCCCUUCUCCUGGUCAUUAGGGUGGAUGUGCCCGUCACAGACACAUGUAGAAGAGCAGUGCAGGAACACCUGGAGCUUCUGGGCGACAGUGUCUGGAGUCACACUAUAUUGUUGUUCACAUUUGGGGACUGGCUGGGAAGCACAAGCAUUGAAACGUACAUUGAGAGUGGAGGAGAGGGUCUGCAGUGGGUUGUUCAGAAAUGUGGGAACAGGUAUCAUGUUGUAGACAAUAUGAAGAGUGAUGGUGGCCAGGUGACAGAGCUGCUGGAGAAGAUAGAAGAUAUGGUGGCAGGAAACAGUGGCUCUCUUUAUGAAACCCCACGGAAACAAGCAAAGAGCAAGAAUGCACCUCCCAAAAAAAGGAAUAACAAGACAGCCUACCUGACAGACUGGGGGUUGGCUAACAUGAGGGAUUCUCUUGCGGAGUUUGGUCUUGCAGCCUCGGGAUCGAUGUGUGGACCUCGAUCAGCAGGAACAGAACUCUACAUGCCUCCAGAACUCCUCCUGGAGAAUCAACGCUGCAGCUCCAUGUCCGACAUGUGGUCUCUUGGACUCACCUAUCUCCACAUGUUCACGGGCUCUGUGCCAUGGACCCUGAAAAAACAGCUUGCGUUGACAGGAGUGCUCUUGAGGCAGGAGCGUCCCCAUGCCCUGGCUAAACUGCAGCCGCAUCUCACUGAGAUUGUGGAGCCACUGGUGCAGUAUGAACCCCAGUCACGCAUGACUGCCACAGACCUGGUGACAUUUUAG